UGUUUGAGGCGGCGCACCUGAAAUCAUAUUAGUGUUCCAUGAGAUAACAGUUCGUUCAUGCAUUUCCUCGAACAGUUGGUUCAUUAUUUGCGUGUUGUGCCACAGCAGUCUUGAUUCUCCCGCUAUCCAUCGCUAAUGCGCACUGCAUCUAAACGGACCACAAUGAAAUUUCUAGAUUAACGGAAAAUAAAAAGAGAAAGAUAUUAAAAAAAUUAAAAAAACAAAACGCACCGUUUCUGGAAGAAUUCUCUCUUUCUAUGACCGCCACGUGUUCAGUUGGCUUGUUCAAAGUCCUCCAUGAAAAUCAGAAGUCGCUUUCAUGUAAAAGCCAUGCACGACGACACGUACCCCCCCCAACUCCUCUCUCUCACACACGCGUGCCUACUAUAUUUUCUCUGACUAAUGCUUCUCCUCCUCCUCUUCCUCAUCCAAAUCACCACCGUCUCUGUUCACCACCGAUCAACUCUUACAACUCAAUAGCAUUCAUCUGUUCGUCUACAUAGAUAUAUAACAGUUUCAAUCAAGGAUGGUAAAGCUUGCGUCAGCGCGUGAGAGCCGAUUGUACGGGCCAAGUCUGGCUCGGAACAGAUCAGAGUACAUAAACGCAGGGCUCUAUGUGUUCGCUACGAUUUUGCUUCUAUGUGGCUUCGCUGCUCUCCUUUCAACCGAGCCAAAAUCGGGGCUUGUUCUCAUACUCAUUGGCUUGUUCCUCAUAUUCGUGGUGAAUGUUCAUGAUCUUUUAGCUCAUCUUGCCAGUAUCGAUUAUCGAUUAGCAUUGUUGGAGUUUGAUGCGCAGCUCGCAGUUGUCGAAUUUGCGGUGCCUAUGCUUCAGGCGUUGGGCUCACUUCUUUCUUUCUUGGGGGUUCUUUUUCUUCUAAUUGAGGCAGAAAAAGGAUAUCGUAACAUACAGUUGGAGAAUCAUGCCUUGAACAUGCUUAUAGCUGGUCCUGUUCUAUGGUUGAUCGGAUCAAUCCUCAACUCAUGCCAGAUAUACGAACGAGCGGAUGGGCACGUUCAAAUCUUACAAGAGAGUGUUCACAUCCCAUUCUUGAUGGCGAGCUUGUUGCUCCUGGUGGGAGCGAUUAUGAAUAGAUAUGAGCAGGCAGGAUUUGUUCACUAUGGCGUGGGUUUAUUGGCUGUGACUUGGAUCUGGUUGGGUAUGUUUGCAAGUGUCUUGUUGUUCAUUGGGGGAUUAACAAAUGUCAUUAAAGUGUUCAAGAUGCAACAAAUCGACGGCCUACGACUGGAGAAACUACGAGGAGGUGCACAAGAGAGAUUGAUUAUCAUAAGGGAAGGUCAUGUACCUUUCAUUCGGGAGGAGGAGAGGAGGAUAGUGUGGCAGGCAGAAGAAGGAAGAUCAGCGCCAACUCCAUAUAGGGAUGUCCUUGUUGGUCAAAGUUGAGCUGUUCAAGGCCUUGUGCUUCAUACAUAAUAGUCCAUUUUCUUCUUGUACUUGUAGCUAAUUCUUAUGUGUCGUCGUAGCGAUUCUCAUCUCUAUUUGUUUGUUUUUGUUUUUCCCUCUUGUGAUGAAAUAAGAUCGUUUAGAAUGAUAUUAGUUUCAUCUAUGUAUUACAGAAGGAUCUAUUUAUGUAUGAUGUACAU
Messenger RNA from Ilex paraguariensis (yerba mate), 1602 nucleotides. The record is from the annotation of a GenBank genome assembly. Lineage: Eukaryota; Viridiplantae; Streptophyta; Magnoliopsida; Aquifoliales; Aquifoliaceae.